This is a messenger RNA of Nicotiana attenuata, 1714 nucleotides long. RefSeq lists its product as uncharacterized. Gene Ontology annotation, molecular function: nucleic acid binding. The record is from RefSeq and is a predicted model, not a curated record. Lineage: Eukaryota; Viridiplantae; Streptophyta; Magnoliopsida; Solanales; Solanaceae. Gene Ontology annotation, biological process: regulation of ribosome biogenesis. Bases 179 to 1282 code for a protein of 367 amino acids. Gene Ontology annotation, cellular component: nucleolus. The transcript is spliced from 11 exons.
AUCUUUGCUUCAAUUCCAGAAUCCAGAGUAUUAGGUCUCGGAGCUGCUUGCUCUAAAACCCUCUUUUCUCUUUCACCAACCCUCUCUUCCUCUCUGGUUUUGAAACUCGUUUACUGUAAGACUAGAGAGGAACAGAGGUGUUACAAAAGGCACGAUUUUUAUCUCCGAUUAAUCAGCUAUGGCGGCGCCGGAAGCUCCCGUUUGCUAUGUCGGAGUCGCCAGAAAGUCCGCCGCCUUCCGUCUCAUGAAACAAAUGGGAUGGGAAGAAGGAGAAGGCUUGGGCAAGAACAAGCAAGGAAUCAAAGGAUAUGUCAGAGUACAGAACAAACAAGACACUGCAGGUAUCGGUACAGAAAAGCCAAAUGAAUGGGCGUUUGAUACUGCGCAGUUUGAUAGUAUCCUUAAAAGAUUAAAAGUGCAAACAGCUGAAAUCAACAAUGAUGAAGUAAAAGAGAAAAAAGACGUGCAAAAUGACACGAAAACAGGAUCUUCUAAUGGAGAACAAGAGACUGUAGCUAAGGUUACUCGGCCUCAAGGAAGAUAUAAGAGAAGGGAAAGAGGAAAGCUUGUGCACUCAUAUUCAGCGCAGGAUCUUGAAGGAAUUCUUGUCAAAAAGACAAAGACUUCUCCGACAAAUGAUGAUCAUAAGGUAGCAGAUACAGCGGAGACUAUUAUUGUUGCAGAUGAUGCAUGGAAUGAAGAUCAAGGUGUUCCCCCAGAAUGGUGGGGCUAUAAAAAUGGAUUUGUCUCAGGAGGAUUUCUUGGAAGUCAAGCUCGGAGAAAAAAGUCAUCUUCGUCCGAGACGAUGCGAGACUUCAGUGAGAGGACCACAUUUCACGAGGAGGAUCAAGAAAAUCUCUAUAACCUUGUGCAAAAUACAGCCACGACUGGAAAACAAGGACUGGGUAUCAAAGACCGGCCAAAGAAGGUUGCUGGUUGCUACUUCGAGGGGAAAAAGACGUCCUUUGAUGAUAGCGAUGAAGAAGAUUCUUCUGAGUCGAACCCUCCCAUGGAAGCAGAAUAUGAAGAAAUCAGUCACCCAGCCAAAAAUGAUGAACCAAAAUUGAAGCUGAAGAAAUUGUGCAAACGGCUCUUGAAACAGGCACCUGGGAACUCUUUAAAGCUGAAGCAGCUUAAAGUGCUAAUUGAUGAACAAUCUUCAGAUCUUUUGUGUAGUUUCACUAAAAAAGAGGCACUUGGUUUUUUGAAGCGCAAGCUUGAAGGCAGUGACAAGUUCUCAGUGGAGGGAAAGAGAGUGUCUCUUUCUGUAAAGAGGGCCUGAAUUUUUUUUCCUUUGCUGGGAUUAGCUGUGACGAAAUGUAGAUGGCCACCGAGACUAGGUUGAUAGUAAAACAAUUAGGUGGGAGAUUUUGAGUCUUCCACUUAAUUUUCAUUUUGUUUGCUGAGAUAUAGGAAGCAGCAUUGCAUUUUCGGAGCUCAAAGUACGGCAUUUAGGCAGACUUUUCUUCAUUCGCCAAGCUUUCCUUGUUCUUUUUUCUUUUCUUCCUUCUAUUUCCGUACCACUACAUUCCUCCCUGUUUUUUUUUUUUUUUAAGUUUUACUUUAAACCUUUUUCUUGGGUUAUUUAUCAUUUGUCUGUUAUGGGCCAAGGAAUAGAUGUCAGUAUAAAGGUCAAUGUAAGUUGUAUUAUGAACAGAUGCCCAAUUAUUUGAUUGUUACACCUUUAUAAAUUGUUAAAGUUAUUGCACACAUA